AUGGGCGUCGGAGUAGGAAGAGAACUCGUCGCUGUCGCCGCUGGCGCUCCUACCCCGGGCAAUGACGACGAGAAGCCCCAGGCGGUCGACAUCGAGACGGGCAAGGGCGGCGGUGACGCCGACACGCUGUCCCAGGCUCAGUCGUCGCCCACGCUCGAGCGCACCGACACGCGCGAGUCGUUCAACCAGCAGAUUGGCGUGACCAAGAUCGAGACGCUGUACAUGGUGUUCGGGCGCGGGUGGAAGCUUGUCUUGCUCUGGGCGUCGAUCGCGCUCAUCGCCUACGUGUGGUCCUUGGCAGCCAUCACAACAAGUAUCUACGGAGCCUUUGCCACAUCCUACUUUGGCAAGCACACGAUUGUCGGCACAAUAGCCGUGCUCACCAACCUCUCGGCGGCGAUCACGCUCCCGCUCCUCGCGAAGCUGUGCGACGUCUUCUCGCGCCCCGCGUCCCUCUCCCUCGCAACAGUCAUCUUCACGAUCGGCUACCUGCUUGUCGCCGUCGCGCAGAACGUCCAGACCGUCGUGGCGGGCGAGACGCUCUACUCGGCCGGCAGGACAGGCAUCUACCAGAUCAUGCACAUCCUCAUCAGCGACAUGACGCCGCUCCAGUGGCGCGGGCUCGUGCUCGGCGCCUACUCGCUCGGCUUCCUCCUCAACGGCUUUUUGGCGGGCUUCAUCGCCUCGGGCAUCGCGCUCUCCAUGGGUACGGGCGACGGCUGGCGCUGGGGCUUCGGCAUGUUCUGUAUCAUCAUCCCCGUGUGUGUGUGCCCCUCUAUCGGCAUCAUGUUCUGGGGCCACGCGAGGGCCAAGGCGCUUGGCGCGCUCUCCCUCGCGUCGUCGACAUACGCACGCCGCCGCGUACUCGAGGGUGAGAACGCCGCACCCAAGCGCACGGCUUGGGAGAUGACGGUGUACGUCUUCCAUGCUGUCGACGCUGUCGGCCUCGCGCUGUUUGGCUUCAGCUUUGCCCUGCUUCUCUCCCCGCCUACCCUCGAAAAGGUCGUCAAAAACGGGUACAAGAACCCAGCCCUCAUCACCAUGUACGCCAUUGGCGGCGCUCUCUUCAUCGCCUUCUGUAUCUGGGAGUGGAAGUUUGCGCGGUACCCCAUCUGCCCGAGGCGCCUGCUCAACCGUACCUUUGUCGCCUGCCUGUUCGUCGACACUCUCCACUUCUUCAGCAACUACAUCACCGACGCGUACUACAACUCGUGGGUGUACAUUGUCAAGCCGCCCUGGUCGGACCGCAACUAUGCCUUCUUCAGCAACACGUACAGCACGUCCAUGGUCGUGUUCGCCGUCAUUACCGGUGUUGCCCUGCGCUUUACCCACAAGUACCGCUACAUCCAGCUCUUUGGCAUCGUCGUGCGCUGCAUCGGCGAGGGCCUCAACUUCAUGACGGCGUCCCCCUCGCACCAGGGCGAUGGUAACUUUGUCGCGGCCAAGAUCAUCAUCGGUGCCGGCGCCGGCAUCGUCGUGUGCACCACGGCCGUUGGUGCCCCCGCUUCUGUGCCCCACGCCGAUCUGGCCAUCGCCAUGUCGAUCCUGCACAUGGUGGCACAGCUUGGUGGCUCGGUCGCCGGCGCCAUCUCCGCCACUGUCUGGAACACCAACGUGCCACGCAACCUGGCAAAGUACCUGCCCGACACGGACCAGGCGACGCGCGACAAGAUCUUUGGCAACAUUCGUCUUGCACGCCGAACAAAGCCCCAUGACAUGGUCGUCCGCGCAUACUCGGAGGCCAUCCGCCCUCUGCUCAUCAUCGCGAUCUGCACGUCGGUCCUCGCCUUCUUCAUCUCCCUGUUCGGCAAGGAGAUCUACCUUGACAAGUCGCACAAUGACGUUGAGAGGCACAAAAUCAUCGCCAUCCGCAAGAACACUGAGACGACGGACGCGGUCAUCCAGCAGCAGGUCAAGGAGGCUGAAGAGCGGGCGGCUGCCCAGCUGCAGGAGAAGGGACGAUGA
Vanrija pseudolonga is the source of this 1965-nucleotide messenger RNA. Its product is annotated as Siderophore iron transporter 3. The record is from RefSeq and is a predicted model, not a curated record. Gene Ontology annotation, cellular component: plasma membrane. The transcript is spliced from 2 exons. The coding region runs from base 1 to 1965 and encodes 654 amino acids. Gene Ontology annotation, biological process: transmembrane transport. Gene Ontology annotation, molecular function: transmembrane transporter activity. Lineage: Eukaryota; Fungi; Basidiomycota; Tremellomycetes; Trichosporonales; Trichosporonaceae.